This is a messenger RNA of Anarrhichthys ocellatus (wolf-eel), 1563 nucleotides long. Its product is annotated as ras-related protein Rab-8A. The record is from RefSeq and is a predicted model, not a curated record. Gene Ontology annotation, molecular function: GTPase activity; GTP binding. Lineage: Eukaryota; Metazoa; Chordata; Actinopteri; Perciformes; Anarhichadidae. Bases 10 to 630 code for a protein of 206 amino acids. The transcript has 8 exons.
AUAUCAAGUAUGGCGAAGACAUACGACUAUUUGUUUAAAUUACUGUUAAUCGGCGACUCUGGUGUCGGGAAGACUUGUGUCCUCUUCAGGUUUUCAGAAGACGCCUUCAACUCGACGUUUAUCUCAACUAUAGGCAUUGAUUUCAAGAUUAGGACAAUAGAGCUUGACGGCAAGAAGAUAAAGCUACAGAUAUGGGAUACGGCCGGUCAGGAGCGCUUCCGAACAAUCACAACAGCCUACUACAGAGGAGCAAUGGGCAUCAUGCUUGUCUACGACAUCACCAACGAGAAGUCUUUUGAGAAUAUCAAGAACUGGAUUAGGAACAUAGAGGAGCAUGCAUCAUCAGAUGUUGAGAAGAUGGUCCUCGGCAACAAGUGUGACAUCAACGACAAGCGGCAGGUGUCCAAAGACAGGGGCGAGAAGCUCGCAUUGGAGUAUGGAAUAAAGUUCAUGGAGACCAGUGCAAAGGCCAACAUCAACGUGGAAAAUGCAUUUUUGACACUUGCCAGAGACAUCAAAUCAAAAAUGGACACAAAAUUGGAGGGCAACACGGCUCAGGGCAGCAGUCAUGGAGUCAAGAUCUCAGAGCCUCAGAAAAAGACCAGCUUCUUCCGCUGUAGCCUUCUCUGAGGACCGAGGUCUUCGGUACUGGUUGCCAGCUGGCUGGACAUAAAUGGACUGCUUGCUCUUAGCACUUCCUUCUUUCUUCCCAUCCACGGCCUGUCCUCCCAGUCCACACGAGCCAUUAUAUUCCCAGUAAGCGAAGGACUUCCCCCUCCUCUCUUCCUCUUCUGAAAACUUCCAGCGGUGCAUCUCUUCCAUUUUAAGGAGAUCUGUUGUCUUCAUGUGUCAGAGUGCUUUACUGAUAGAGGACUCCACCAGGAGCAUUGUCCAGAUGUUCUUCAUCACACAAAAGACAGGCUCUUACUUCUGGUGUUAGUCUUUUUGUUCUACACACUCAUAUUUCACACAGCCGGUAGCAUAACCGGGGAUGAGAAAUCAUUCAAUUAUUGUCAAGGUUUUGGGAUUGCGAAUACAAAUGUGAGAUUGAGAUCUAUUUUUAUUAGUGCCCUUUCCAUUUUUAAGUGGUAAAUGUCAACCAGAGACUGAUAGGCUUGAACUCUAGUGAAACAGAGUUGCACAUGCUUUCAUUUUAGGAGUUGUGAAUCAAAUCACUCAUCAGGCAGUCAAGGAUCAGAGGAAUUGGAUUGAAAGGUUUUCCAUUUGAGUUCUGCUCAUUGAUUUGCAAGUAGUCCUUGACAAUCAUUCGAUGUGACUUAAAAUGUCUGUUUCAUCUUGUCCUGAUCAUAACACAGUGCCUCCAACUCAUUUUACCCUUUCUGCUAAAGCUUCCAAGGCAGUUUGGCAACACAAAACCUAAAAAUACAAUUCAGAUUUCUGCCUCUGUAGAUACAUUUCUGCUGUCAAAUUAUCAGCAGAACAUUGGUGAGGUGACGUUCUCCUGCUUAGGCUUUCUCUGGUGUAGUUUCCUGCUGGAAAGUAUUGUACACUGUGGCGUGAAAGUGAAAAUGUGCAAACACUGCAUCGUGACCCAUAUGUAAG